GUCCACAACAACCUCCGAGCUCAGAUCGCCCUCGGCAAGUUCACCGCCAAGGGUGUCAAAAUGCCCGCCGCGGCUGAUAUGCUGAAAAUUAAAUGGAACACGACGCUAGAAUCCUCGGCCCAGGCCUACGCCAAUAAAUGCGUGUUUGAACAUUCAAAUACGACGGGAUUGGGCGAGAAUUUGUACAUGAGCUGGUCGUCGGCGGCGGAUACGAUAGAUGGGAAGGGCAACAAAUCCGCAACCGCCUGGGCCAACGAAUUCCAGGAGUUCGCUACUACUCCGACUACGCAACGCUCUGGAAAGACGGAUGCACGGAUGAGCGGCGGUGGCUGGCCGGGCGUGUUGUCGGCCUCGCGUUUUCUGCCUUUUGCUGGCAUUUUACUGCUCUGCAUCACGCUUCUACUUUGGCUACACGAGGUCCAGAAUGAUCGGAUUGUAUUCCUGCCGCAUGGCAUGCGCUUUGCCGACGACACCGACAAACGCAUCCUGGUCGCCUCGCUGACGGCUUGUGGGGUUUCCGGUGGCGGUGGAGUCGGAAAUGUCGUCUUCGAGCUCAUCUCCUUUCUCGGGAUCGCCAGGAAGCUGUACAGGACCCCAGCCAUCUACUCGGACAACGAUGUGUGCCUCAAAAAAUUGGUCGAAUUUUCCGAGUACAUGCCGAACUUGUUGGAGGGUUUUUUGGUGCUGAAGAAGCAGUUGAUCUGGCCAUACCCCUCGAAAUACCCAACCCACGAGUGCUUCGAAUACUUCGACCCGGUGGAGACGUUCAGCUCUGUGCAGCACCUACGUGUCGUCAAUACGCAAUUGAACUAUUUACAGAAUUUGCGCUUCUUCGAAGACAUGGUCGGAACCGAGGAGCUGAAGCGCCGCCUCGCCUUCUCCCCCCAACUCCUUGACGUCGCCCGCCUGGCCAUGUACACGAAGAAGCAGAGCGAAUACACGCAUAACAUCUGCAUCCACAUCCGCCGAGGCGACUUCCUGAAGGAGGAUUUCCACCUGGAGAGCGAAGCCGACUUCACCCUCGACGCGACAAAGUACAUCAUGAAGAAGAUGCGCAAGCGCGGCUACGAGCAGCUCCACAUCUACAUCCUCGGCCAGGACGGGGCUUGGACGAGGGAAUUGUUUGCUAAUGAGACCCUGCCACGUGAUGCUCGAAUUUCGGUGAUCCACUCUCCCUCCUAUCUGCCAUCUAUGGUAGAUUGGGGAUUCGCGCAUUUGUAUUGCGACACGACACUUCUUACAGCCUCAAUCUCAACCUAUGGCUACUGGCUGGCGAUGCUCUCCCGUGGCCAAGACGUCUUCUACCGGACCCGCUUCAGCAAAGGGUCAUCUUCGAGAAGUUCGAAGCUCGCGGGAAAUGUUAUCCUGCCGCACGGCAUGCGCUUUGCCGACGACACCGACAAGCGCAUCCUGGUCGCCUCGCUGAGGGCUUGCGGAUUUUCCGGCGGUGGUGGAGUCGGGAAUGUCGUCUUCGAGCUCAUCUCCUUCUUGCAGAUCGCCCGGAAACUCGAUAGAACGCCGGCCAUCUACCCAUCCAACAAGCACUGCAUGCGGAAGCUGCGCGAGAUUUCCAAGUACAUGCCGAACUUGUUGGAGGGGUUUUUGGUGCUGGAAGAGCAGAAAGCAAUGCCGUACCCGUCAAUAAACGCACGGCGCCGGUCGCGCGACUACUUCGACCCGCUCGAGCUGUUCGGCUCCGUUCAACAAACGCCCAUCGUCGCAACCGCUUUCCAGUAUCUUCAGAAUAUUCGCUUCUUCGAGGACCUGCUCGGGACUGCGGAAUUAGAGCGUCGCCUCGCGUUUUCCGCUGAACUCCUUGAAAUCGCUGGACGUCCUGGGAGACGUCCUGAGAGCAACAACACGCUCAACCUGUGCGUGCACAUCCGCCGCGGCGACUUCCUGGGUGCACCAUUCCCACUCGAGAGUCAAGCCAACUUCACCAUCACCGCCACCAAGCAGAUUCUGGAGAGACUACUUGACCGUGGUCAUCGGCAGCUGCACAUCUACGUCAUCGGCCGGGAUGGCCCUUGGCAAAAACAAUUGUUUGCAAACGAGUCCUUUCCUGAUGGUGUCGGCAUUUCUGUGCUCGACUCGCCCAAGUCGUUGCCGUCGAUGGUCGAUUGGGGUUUUUCGCAUAUGUAUUGCGACACGACACUUCUUACAGCCUCAAGCUCCACAUAUGGCUAUUGGCUCGCGAUGGUAUCCCGUGGCCAAGACGUCUUCUACCGUACCCGCUUCAGCAAGCGCGAGUCGAAGACGCCCGUCAACCUGUGGCCCGACAGCUGGACGGCCAUUGACUAU
Molecule: messenger RNA, 2301 nt
Organism: Mesorhabditis spiculigera
Lineage: Eukaryota; Metazoa; Nematoda; Chromadorea; Rhabditida; Rhabditidae
Source: the annotation of a GenBank genome assembly